Pocillopora meandrina is the source of this 746-nucleotide messenger RNA. NCBI's taxonomy places the organism in Eukaryota, Metazoa, Cnidaria, Anthozoa, Scleractinia, Pocilloporidae. The record is from the annotation of a GenBank genome assembly.
AUGGAAUGGCACUGCUUGAUCGUCUUGUUACUGCAGUUUUCCGUUGUGGCUUUCCGUACAAAUGUCACAGCGUCUAAAGAUCCGAACGAAAAGCGCCUGUCAUUUCUCCAACAAUCUAAAUGUACUUAUUCCUAUGAGCUAGCAGUUCACACUGCACGAGGCUCUAAGUCUACAGAGAGUGACGGUUUUCAAGUUCACACCCUGGUGAGUACUACACCAAAGGUGUUUUCAUAGUGUAGCUUCAUGUCAGAGACUCCUAGAUUUCGUGUAAAUCGCAUGACUAAUGGUGGAGGUAAUACAUGUUUGCAGAGUGUCAGGGUCAAAUAUUGUAAUUUUAUUUAGAGGGUUAAACGUGUAAUGAUCUAAAGUCGGACCAGUAAUUGUUAAUCACCAAAGGCAACGAACUGCUAGCCACUUUGGACAAGGAGGGAGCCUUCAAAUGAACUGGCCAAAGAUCUAACACUGAAUAACCAGCGUUGAAUUAUUUGCAGGUCGACAUUACUGCUGUGUCACGUGAAAACGAGGCAGGUACAUCCGUGCAUCUUUACAAGUUAGAUAUCCGGGAACCCAGACUGAGGCGCGUGCUUUAUGGACGUGUUCUUAACAACUAUCCAGUUAAUGAAGAAUUUGAAGAACAGCUAUCAAAGCCGUUUUACUUCCGGCAAAAGGAACAUGGGCCUGUGAUGGAAGUUUUGUUCCCAAAGACCGAAGAAUCACCAGAAAUAGCAGCCUUCAAAAAAGGUUAG